Molecule: messenger RNA, 882 nt
Organism: Ochlerotatus camptorhynchus
Lineage: Eukaryota; Metazoa; Arthropoda; Insecta; Diptera; Culicidae
Product: 18S rRNA aminocarboxypropyltransferase
Exons: 4
Coding region: 23-817 (264 amino acids)
Biological process (GO): maturation of SSU-rRNA
Molecular function (GO): rRNA small subunit aminocarboxypropyltransferase activity
Source: RefSeq, a predicted model, not a curated record
GAUUUUUACCGCCGGAAGAAUCAUGCAUAAAUCGCGUAAUUAUAAAAAGAAAAACCACCGGAACAGCACAAACACGGGCAAAAACAAAAAGCUUGCAGAACAGGUGGCCGAUCUGGCUAUCGGAUCUUCGGACAGUAGUUCUGAUGAAGAAAAGGCCGGUAGCUCGGAAGAGGAGGCGGGCGGCAACGAUAAAUUCGACUUGGGAAAGCCUCCCCAUUUCCCCGUCAGUAUGUGGGAUUUGAACCACUGCGAUCCGAAGAAGUGCUCCGGGCGGAAGCUGGCCCGGCAUGGGUUGAUCGAUAAUCUGCGACUGGGACAAAAAUUCCCCGGACUGGUAUUGACUCCCGUUGGAGUGAACUGCGUCAGCCCGCUAGACAGAGACAUCAUCGAAAAAUCCGGGAUCGCUGUCGUCGAUUGCUCGUGGGCUCGGCUUGAAGAGACCCCGUUCAACAAGAUGAAGUCGCCCCAUCCAAGAUUGCUGCCGUUUCUGGUUGCAGCUAAUCCAAUCAACUAUGGUAAGCCAUGUAAGCUAUCAUGCGUGGAAGCGAUAGCCGCCUCGAUGUACAUUACCGGGUUCAAGGAUGAAGCUCUUUGGUAUCUAAACAAAUUCUCUUGGGGUCACUCGUUCGUCGAGCUAAAUCAAGAGCUACUGGAUUCGUAUGCAGCUUGUGCCAACAGCAAAGAGAUUCUGGAAGCUCAAAACAAAUACCUGGCGGAGGCUGAAGCAGAGCAAAAGAAUAGAAAGUACGAGCUGGAUCUGCCCCCGAGCGAAAGCGAGGCAGAUGAUGAAGAUGAUGAUGCUGAAGAAGGGAAGUGAUGUUAGCAAUUUAUUGUGAUAAAAUGGUAAAUUAGCGUAUGAAAUGUGUUUGUAUUUAUGUGAUA